Messenger RNA from Aspergillus steynii IBT 23096, 1083 nucleotides. RefSeq lists its product as uncharacterized. The transcript has 2 exons. Bases 1 to 1083 code for a protein of 360 amino acids. Lineage: Eukaryota; Fungi; Ascomycota; Eurotiomycetes; Eurotiales; Aspergillaceae. The record is from RefSeq and is a predicted model, not a curated record.
AUGAUCUCUGAAGAGGAUCACAACGCCAAAAGAACAGAAGAAUGCCUAGCACGAAUCAAGAGUCAUACGACAACCAGAGCGAAGGGCGUGCUCGUACUCGGCAAAACUGGAGCUGGAAAGUCUUCAAUCGCAGAGCUUGCUACAGGCGCAGCAGGAACCACCGAAUGUCAGAUCGCUAGCGUUGUGAUCAACCAAACGGAGCGCUUCAUAAUCGACACUCCAGGGUUCGAUGGCCCGGACAACGCGUGGGAAAUAGCCCGGAAGAUUAUGGAAUUGAUUGAAGAUAUUCGAGACCAUCUCGAAAUUGUUGGAGUGUGGUUCCUUGUCAGCAACUGGGAUAUUCGACAUGGGUUAUUUGAGAAAAAGCUUUGCAGUUGGCUCGAGGCGCUUUGUGGGCAGUUCUUCUUUCGACGCUUGACAUUCGUGACCACAUUUUGGGGCACUGAUGAGGGCGAUGAGUUGAAAAGACACAACGAUAGACUGAACUUUCGCCUUUCAAACAAUUGGGGAGACUUUAUCCGUCGAGGGGCUUGUCAUCACCAGUUUGGGAAAAGACAUGUGCACGGAAGCGAAAGGGAAGAGCUGCUGUCUUGGACACGGGAUAGAGACGAGUUGGCUCAGCGGGCAAGAAACAUGCUGGAGCUAUACUGUGAAGAAGGGACGGUUCCGGAAACACUCUUUGUGCAGGAGCUUCGCGAUGGAAAGCUGCUGGACCAGACGACAGCCGCUCGUAUCUUUCGACCCAUUGGGCCCGGACCUUCGCAGGAAGCCUCCAGUGCUCCAAAGACCAAUCCACCUCAGCAGCCUAAUAGAGAAUGCCCGCCCAAAGCAUCCGAAAACAAACCCAAGGAUCCCCUUGUGGAGAUUUUAGCUGACGGGUCAUGCAAAAUUAUUGUCCCGCCACAAGACGCCGAGGAAAGACUACCAGAAAACUGGGAUUCUAUGUCGCUUGAGGAUAAACUCGAAUGGAUGGAAAUACCCUCAUACUUUGAAACUCGAGCAUUAAUGUGGCGGGCAUCGGGUAUGCUGGGUCCAUACACGGGUUCUAACGCCCAGGACGAGAUUAUUCGUCAUUCCAUUUGA